Fusarium verticillioides 7600 is the source of this 864-nucleotide messenger RNA. RefSeq lists its product as hypothetical. The transcript is spliced from 4 exons. The coding region runs from base 1 to 864 and encodes 287 amino acids. Lineage: Eukaryota; Fungi; Ascomycota; Sordariomycetes; Hypocreales; Nectriaceae. The record is from RefSeq and is a predicted model, not a curated record. Gene Ontology annotation, molecular function: hydrolase activity.
AUGAGCAUCCAUCAGACUCCUGCUGCGUGGCCUAAACUCGGCCAAAUCGAUGGGCAGUUAAACGAAAUUAUUAAAGCAAACCCUGCUCUGGCGGCGCACAGUCUUGGCGAUGUGCUAGAUGUCCCAGCUGCUCGCAAACAACUGUUGGCGAUGGUCUCCCGGAAUCCACCAGUUAACUUGGAAGGAAUUGAAAAAAGCGAAAUACAUAUUCCUGUCAGAGACAGAUCUAACAUUCGUACUCUUAUCUAUAAGCCUAAAGCGUCCUUAAGUUCUGACUCGCCCUUAGUAAUCCUGUACCAUGGCGGCGGUUGGUGCCUAGGGACAGCCGAAUUUGAGGAACCUAGAGCCGCCAAGCUGGUAAGAAACCAUGGAGUAGUUGUACUGAGUGUCGGCUAUCGAAAGGCGCCUGAGCAUGUCUUCCCAACUGCAAUUACUGACUCUUGGGAUGCGCUUAUUUGGAUUGUUGAGAAUUCUCCCAAGCUUGGUGCUAAGCCAUCUGCUGGCCUUGUGAUCGGCGGCUCUUCUGCAGGCGCUAAUAUCACUGCUGUGCUAUCCCAUUUGGCUCGCGACAAUAGCCUUGUACCCCAGUUGACUGGUGUCUAUCUUCAUGUCCCUUUCACUUGUGCUCCUGAGAUACUUGCAGAGCGCUACGGGCAAGAAUACACCAGCUAUGAGCAGAACGUAAAUGCUCCAAUCCUUGAUGUGAAAGCUGUUGAGUUUUUCCGCCGCUAUUACGCACCUGAAGGCAAAUCUGAGCUUUUCAGCCCUCUGCUGUGGCCUUUAGGACAUGGAGGUCUUCUAAAAACCUAUUUUCAGAUUAGCGGCUUAGAUCCUCUACGAGAUGAUGGACUUAUCUACGCCUGA